AGAGCUUAGUUAUAUCUCAACCUACUGGACUUUAUUUACUAUAUAUAUUUUUUAGAGUUUUAUGUUUAGCAAAAAACAAAGCAUUCCGCUUCUUAGGGUAUAGGCAUAUGGUAAACAAUGAAACGCGUAGCUUGCAAAUCACGUAUCAAUCGAGAGGAUUCCCGUCGCCAAAGCAACACCUUUGGCGUGAUUAUGGAAGUGAAAUCUUGGAUCUUUAAGAGAAGCAAAGGCGAACAGACCACCUGGCUGAGCACACAGGGUGAAAUGAUUGGCAUUCAGAACAAACACAUUGACGAGCUGGGAAUGAAUAUAUCUAAUUAUAAGCAGCCCAAUUUCAAAGCACUGGCUGAACCAGGCGAAGAUGCACCUGACUUGGAAGCUAGUCCACAUAUCAUGGACAGAAUACCUUCUGCCACCAUCUUUGAACGCAUCAGUGCUCAAUGCUUGUAUCAAGUGGUUAAGCUGAAUACUACCAACCCUAUUGACGAUGUGAUACACAUUUGGUUGCCAGGCUUUAAGAAUCGCAUUUAUCGUGAGAGAUUGAACCGAAUCAAGCCAAAUACAAAGGUCUUCAAGUCACAGAAACUGGACAAGCUGCUGGAUAGCCAACAUGUUAAGCAGAUAACCAGCCGUGAGCUGCUAGAAAGACUCAAAUACUCCAGUCAACGUAUUAUACCACGCCCAAGCCGCAUAGUUAAGGAAAAGAAUCGCGCCACACGUAAACAAAACCAAUUGCUCAUUUGCCUGAAACUGACCAGGCGCAAGAGGCACUAUAUGCCAGAGUCCAAGCAAACUGUACACUGGAUCAGAAAGGAGAAACAACAGUUGGCCGGACCACAAUUUGCUCAAGUAGAGCUAACUUUCACUGGACGUCGCCUGGACUUUCAGCUGAUUGAGGUGGAAUCGAAGCAGCUGCUCUUGAAGGAGAUUGUUCCGCCUGAAAGUGUUCACUUUGCAUUUGACAAGAAAAACAUGUGGAUCUAUGCAUUUGUCCUUAUAUUCGUCGUGCUGGUCAUGUUGCCCGAUAUUAUCGACCUUUGUGUUUGGGCAUCGAGGUUUUUGCCAAUCGGUUUGAAUAACGUUCUCAUGCGCUUUGCUUUCUACAUUUUUCACAUCAUUCUCAUACUGCUAGUCAAGUCUACUUGAAUGAACUUUGUUUAGAUGCUGUAUUAUGCUCCUAAAUUAGAGCUGCGUAGUAUGGCAUUGCCGAGUGUAGAAUAAAGUUGUUCGAUUUUUAAA
Messenger RNA from Drosophila hydei, 1239 nucleotides. RefSeq lists its product as uncharacterized. The transcript has 3 exons. The record is from RefSeq and is a predicted model, not a curated record. Bases 118 to 1146 code for a protein of 342 amino acids. Lineage: Eukaryota; Metazoa; Arthropoda; Insecta; Diptera; Drosophilidae.